This is a messenger RNA of Pyricularia pennisetigena, 357 nucleotides long. RefSeq lists its product as uncharacterized. The coding region runs from base 1 to 357 and encodes 118 amino acids. Gene Ontology annotation, cellular component: endoplasmic reticulum; EMC complex; membrane. The transcript is spliced from 2 exons. Lineage: Eukaryota; Fungi; Ascomycota; Sordariomycetes; Magnaporthales; Pyriculariaceae. Gene Ontology annotation, biological process: autophagosome assembly; protein folding in endoplasmic reticulum. The record is from RefSeq and is a predicted model, not a curated record.
AUGCCUUCGGAACGCGACUAUCAGAUCGCACCAAUUGUGCAAGAGUCGGUGAUGCACAACACCAAGAUCGUCUCCAAUGUCCAAACCUUGACCGCAUCCUUGUUCGGAGUCGCCGCCGGAAUCCUCGGUCUCGAGUCGUACUCGGGAUUCCUGUUCUACGUGAUCUUCAGCUUCCUCACGACGGCAAUGUUCUACCUAUUCCGCGUCGCCCCCACUUCACUCUCUGCCGGCAAGGGAUUUCUCGAUUCCAGUCGAUACUUCAAAGGCCCUUUUGAGCUUUGGACCGGUGGUUUGUUUGGUGGGCUGGCGGGUUUCAUCUUGACGUGGACGCUAUUCUACGGCCUUGUGAGGGCAUAA